Molecule: messenger RNA, 2399 nt
Organism: Pteropus alecto (black flying fox)
Lineage: Eukaryota; Metazoa; Chordata; Mammalia; Chiroptera; Pteropodidae
Gene: CTBS
Product: chitobiase
Exons: 7
Coding region: 106-1260 (384 amino acids)
Biological process (GO): chitin catabolic process; carbohydrate metabolic process
Cellular component (GO): extracellular region
Molecular function (GO): chitinase activity; chitin binding
Source: RefSeq, a predicted model, not a curated record
AGCCGGCGCUUCCCGCCCCGGAGCCCCGCCCCGACCGCCUGCGGAGCGUCAGGCCUCGCCCCGCCUGGCCUGAGGAUCCUGCUCGCCACCCGGUGUCUUACCAGCAUGUCCAGUCCGCCGCUCAUACUCUGGCGCCUCCUCGCCUGCCCACGGAGCGGCGCCCCAGGGAUCGCUCCGCUGCUGCUGCUGCUGCCACUGCUCCUGCUGCUCCCAGUCCUGGCCGCGGCCAACUGCCCGUGCCAAGAUCCAGUGCUGUGCCAACCCAUCCGCCAGCGCCCGGACUUCGAGGUAUUUGCAUUUGAUGUUGGUGGAAAAACUUGGAAAUCUUAUGAUUGGUCACAGAUUACAACUGUGGCAGUUUUUGGAAAAUAUGACUCAGAACUUAUGUGCUAUGCUCAUUCAAAAGGAGCCAGAGUAGUGCUAAAAGGAGAUGUAUUCUUAAAGGAUAUCAUUGAUCCUACUUUCAGAGCAUCCUGGAUAGCUCAAAAACUUAUGGUGGCUAAAACACAAUAUAUGGAUGGAAUUAAUCUAGACAUAGAGCAAGAAGUUAAUUGUUCAUCACCUGAAUAUGAUGCAUUAACUGCUUUAGUCAAAGAAACUACAGAGUCUUUCCAUCGUGAAAUUGAGGGAUCACAGGUAACCUUUGAUGUUGCUUGGUCUUCAAAGUGCAUAGACAGAAGGUGCUAUAAUUAUACUGGAAUUGCAGAUGCUUGUGACUUUCUCUUUGUGAUGUCUUAUGAUGAACAAAGUCAGGUCUGGUCAGAAUGUAUUGCAGCAGCCAAUGCUCCCUAUAAUCAGACAUUAGCUGCAUAUGAUGAAUACAUUGAGAUGGGCAUUAACCCUAAGAAACUUGUAAUGGGUGUUCCCUGGUAUGGUUAUGACUAUACCUGCCUGACUCUAACAGAGGAUCAUGUUUGUACCAUUGCAAAAGUCCCUUUCCGGGGGGCUCCUUGUAGUGAUGCUGCAGGACAUCAGGUGCCCUAUAAAAUGAUUAUGAAGCAAGUAAACAGUUCUAUUUCUGGAAUCCAGUGGAAUAAAGAUCAGCAGGCUCCCUAUUUUAAUUAUAAAGAUUCUACUGGCCGUUUUCAUCAAGUGUGGUAUGAUAACCCACAGAGCAUUUCUUUAAAGGCAGCAUUUAUACAAACCCGUGGCUUACGAGGCAUUGGCAUGUGGAAUGCAAACUGUCUUGACUACUCUGGAGACGCUGUAGCCAAACAGCAAACUGAAGAAAUGUGGAAAGCAUUAAAACCGAAGCUGUGACAGACAUGAACAUCCACUGUCAAACUAUUAAGAUUUAGAAAAUGAUGUGUAUAAAUAGAUGUAGUUUCUUGAAGAGGUAAAAAAUGUAUACAUUGUCAUGUUGCUAUACGUUUUACUUAUUACUAUAAUCAAAAACAUAAAAAAUAAAGAGAUGCUUUGAUUGUUGAAUUUGAAAGAUACAUAUAUAUUGAUAUCUUCAGUGUCCAGAAAUAUAAAGAUAAGAAACAAGUCACUUACUUUCUUAAAUAUUCCUUUAUAAGAUGUUUUAAUACUAUAAUUAGAAACAACUGCUUUCAAAAUUUAAUUAGGCUAAUUUUUCCCCAUGAUAUUAAAAUAUAUGCUUACAAAUCGAUUCUAAUUUUUAAAAUAUAUAUAAUUCGAAGUAGAAAUUGUUUAUUGCUUAGAAUAGAUUUUUAUAAACCUCGUCUUUGAGAAGCAGUUUGCUCUGUACUUUUUUGUUUUUUAAUAAAUCUAAAUUUAAAAUCUGCGAUUUAUUCUCCUCUUUAGGUCCAUCAAACUACUGGAAAUAAUUUUCCUGCUCCAGGACUCCAUGUAGUCUUAUGUUCUCUGAGGCAUUUGAAUUAAACUCAAACCUCCAGAGGAAAAAAAUAUAAAGUAUUAAAAUACUCACAAAAUCAAGAAGAUACUUUAGUAAUAUUUUGAAUUAGUAUGUUAGACCCAUGUAAUAUUUUCCAAAUAAAUUUUUUAUGUGGUUAUAUCUGAUAUUUUACAAUAGGAAAAACUUGCUGUUGAAACUGAAUCUAUCCUUUGUCAUUUACCCCUCCAAUUAUUAAUAUCCCUUCACUAUGGAUAUCUAUACUUUAUUUCUUGGCUAGUUUUCUUUUCAGUGGUCAAUUUUUUCUUUUUCUAUAUCUGCAUUUUACUUUUAAUUAUUAAAAGACAUUGGUUUCUCAAGUUGUUUCUCUUUCUAAAGAGAAAUUUUGUACAAAGAACUUUUCUAAAUGCACAGAGGUCUUUGUUCUCUUUCUCAAGUCAAUUAAGAACACUGUGUUGCACUUCUUAGUUCCUAUAAAUACUUAAAUUAAAAGUUUGCACCCUGGAACUCUGAAUUUACAUAAAUAUUGCUUUCUCUAUACAUUUAUUCUCUCCAAAUGGAAAUAAAUGAUGAUUUGAUUAUG